UGUAAGUCCCGUGGCACGCGCGCAUGUGACUAUGUUUCAUUAAAGUCGGUCGUCGGACCACUUGCCAAAUUCGGCUCUUGAAAUUUGUUUGACAAUCCCACAGGAACUGUUACACAGUAAUGAACAUCUAGUUGUUUUUAAAUUCGUUAAAAAUUCCAACACAAAUGGAUUUACCAACACACCUACCGAUAGCUUUCCUGAUCCUUGUUUCGGUUACAGCUUCCUUUUCUCUCACAAUCAUCUCUCUUGAUGUGCCUGAGACUGUUCCACGAGGCCGAGAAGUAAAGCUGACUUGCUUCUACGACCUAGAGGGGGAGAAACUAUAUUCGGUCAAAUGGUAUCGAGACGACGUGGAGUUUUUUAGAUUUGUCCCACGGGAUAAGCCUCAACAACUAUAUUUUCCUCUGGAAGGGAUCGAGGUUGAUUUCGCUAAGUCCAAUAAGCAGACCAUCUGCAUUCAAAAUGUCCAAGCUGAGACAGGUGGAAAGUUUCGCUGUGAAGUCUCAGCUGACGCGCCGUUCUUCAAGACAGCAGCAGCCGAGAAAUGGAUGGCAGUACAAGAUACUUCUGGAUUUCCCCAGCAUCUUAUUCAAGGAUCACUACCAGUGGUUUUGGUGGCAGCUUUUAGUUCUGCUUUUUACGGAGAUCUUUAUUGGGAUUAAUCCCAUUUCGGAAUCAGCUCUGUGUUAGAGGAAGCAAGGAACUGUGAGAAUGGAAGAAAAUAGAAGAGAUGGAAAAAAACUUGUGAAAUUAAUGAAAUAAUAGUCUGAUGUAAUCGAAUUGAAUGUCUAACCUUAAUGUUAUAAAAUUUCAGAAUUAAGAAUACAAGUAUUCAGUACGUAGCAACAUCUUCUGUAACUGUAGAAUACACAGAAAAGAAAACAAGAAUCGUUAAUAUUGUAUUCUUGGCUAAAUAUGAUUUAAAUCAUGAAGUAAAAAAAUACUUCGGUAACCGCAGUGUGAACCCAAUAAUCCCUACUCCCCCUGAUAUGGCAGGCUAACAGUAGUUCACCGUUAAUAAGAUUUGUGCCUCACUUCUAUUGGUGUUUAAAUUGUAUGUGUACAUUCUGUAAAUACUCUGUUUAAUCUCAGGAUAUUCACACACACACAGAUAAAUGUCUCUCUGUGUGUGUAUAUCUUGAUUUUCAAAAUUUUUGACAAGUAGUUUACUGAUUACCAAUUUAAUAUUUUCGGUUCAAGAUCCUAGUUGGCAAGGAAAAGCUUUUCUGCUGACUAUAUAGACCGAUAGCCAUAUCAUGUUCAAGACUGAUUUAAUUUGUACUGAUUUAGUGUUAUUUUGCGAACUAAACUUGUAAAAAUAAUAAAGAAAGACUAACAAAGUCUAAAAUAUCACGUAACAGAUAAUCUUCUUGUAUAAUUUUGGAAGUAGUACCUUAUUAAUUUAAAAUAUUCUUAAAAUAAAUCUUUGAAAUUUACAAAAUGUAUACUUGCCAAAGAUAUAC
This is a messenger RNA of Limulus polyphemus (Atlantic horseshoe crab), 1463 nucleotides long. RefSeq lists its product as uncharacterized. NCBI's taxonomy places the organism in Eukaryota, Metazoa, Arthropoda, Merostomata, Xiphosura, Limulidae. The record is from RefSeq and is a predicted model, not a curated record. The transcript is spliced from 4 exons. The coding region runs from base 165 to 662 and encodes 165 amino acids.